UAUCAAAAAUAUGGCGGAAGUCUUUAGAUGCAUAACGUGUCGAAAAAUGUAAAGCAUACUUAACACAAUCUUUCUUUCACGUUGACUAGUAUGUUAAACUAUGCGUAGUAGUAAACUAAAUAAGAAAAGUAAUAUUGUUUAUUGUGCAUUAGUGCAUAUGACAUGUGUAGUUUUUUUUUCAUUAUAGGAUAAACGGUACACAUCGUUAAUUAAUGAAGAUUGGUAGUUGUAUGGAAAUAUUAUAAACUUAAGUUUUAACCGGAGCAUGCACUUUUUUUUACAAAAAAUAUAUAACAUAUUUCUGUUUGUAAAUGCUAAAGAAUGCCACCCAAACAGAGGAAAAUUGCUAUUAUGGGCUAUAGAUCAGUAGGCAAGUCGUCACUGAGCAUACAAUUUGUCGAAGGACAAUUUGUGGAUUCGUAUGACCCUACGAUAGAAAAUACAUUUACUAAAAGUACACGAGUUAAUAGCCAAGAUUAUGAAGUUAAAUUAGUAGAUACUGCAGGUCAAGAUGAAUAUAGCAUAUUUCCAACUCAAUAUUCAAUGGAUAUCCAUGGUUAUGUUUUGGUUUAUAGUAUAACCAGUGCUAAAAGUUUUGAAGUUGUACAAAUUAUUUAUGAUAAGCUACUUGACAUUACAGGAAAAGUCCAUGUUCCAAUCGUACUGGUCGGCAAUAAAACUGAUUUAUACGUAGACAGAAUGAUAACAACUGCACAAGGUAAACAGUUAGCAGAUGCUUGGCAUGCAGCAUUUUUAGAAACUAGUGCUAAACAAAAUGAGUCCGUUGCCGAUAUUUUUCACACAUUAUUGAUCGAAAUUGAAAAGGCUGAUGGAAAUGUACAAGAAAAAUCAAGUUGCGUUAUUUCUUGAGUCAGGUAGCUAGUUAGAAUUAUCGCUGUAGAUUAUAACAUUAACGUAUUAAACUUAUUAAAAUGCAUUUUCAUAGACUUGUUAAUUAUAAAUUAAACGAUCAAGUAUAUGAUGAUGCAUUUAACAUGAUCAUCAUUUCUUAUGUGUUGUACGAGUAGAACACACUAAGAAAUUAUCUAUUUUUAAAAUAUGUUAAAACAUACAUCAAAAUAUGUACAAAGAUAUUAAUUUGAUGGGUCGUAGUUUAUCAUUUAAUACUAAUUCAUGAUGAACUGAUCUUGAGUUCCGAAUGAUAAGUAAUUUAAUAAUCACGCAAACUUUCACAAUAUGUUCAAAUAUAUUUUAUUUUUAUGUAUUAGUAUAAUUUCUUACAAUAAUUGCAAUGCACAUGUAUUAAAAAAAAAGAAAAGAAAAGAAAAAUUACGAAUAAAUGAGAAUAUUUACUUAAUAGACAUACGUAAAGGUACCAAAUGUUCUGGUAGAAUUAUUGAUAAAUGUUCUUUUUAAAAUAAAGAAAUAAAGUAAUAAUAUUCGUUUUGCACAGUUAUAAUUUAUCAGUAAAUUAUCAAAUAAUUUACAUUUGGCCAUAAAAAAAUUUAUUAACAUUUGGCUACAAAAGUAGUCAAAUAAUUUUGUCAGUCCAUUUUAAUAAUUAUUGACUUUUAAUUUAACAAAUUAAUUGUAAUUAUGGAUGUACAUGGAAAAAUGUAUGUCCAUAAUUUGUAAUUAUGUACAUUUAUUGGCCGAAAGUGUUCCUACAAUAUAAGAUUCUUGUUUGAAUGGAGUAUUGUGUAUACAUGAUUGCAAUUUUCUUGUUUAAAAAUUCAUGCAAGAUGAUAUAUAAAUCGCUAUUAUUAUUUUUACAUGCUCUUGAUUUCCAUAUUUGAGUGCUAUAUCGAAACCAGUGCUUUAUCAAGUUUAAUUGUAAAUUAUAUUGUCAUAUAUAUAUAUAUAUUUGUGAUUUGUGUAGAAUCUUUCUUGGUAAUAUAGAUAAAUAGUUAUAUUUCA
This is a messenger RNA of Polistes canadensis, 1878 nucleotides long. RefSeq names its product GTP-binding protein Rheb homolog (gene Rheb). Gene Ontology annotation, cellular component: plasma membrane. The transcript has 6 exons. Lineage: Eukaryota; Metazoa; Arthropoda; Insecta; Hymenoptera; Vespidae. Gene Ontology annotation, molecular function: GDP binding; GTP binding; GTPase activity. Gene Ontology annotation, biological process: small GTPase-mediated signal transduction. The coding region runs from base 322 to 870 and encodes 182 amino acids. The record is from RefSeq and is a predicted model, not a curated record.